AUGAUGAAGUACCAAUACUCGUUGACCGUUUUAUUCCUCGCGUCUGUCGUGCACGGUUUGAACGAUUGGUCAAAGGCCUGUCUGGACGGCGAGUGCUCCUAUGACCUCCCGAGCACAGAUGGAUCCGUGUCCGGGACAUUAAAAAUAUGGGGUUCACCAAACGCGAUCUCUGAUAUCACCCCCGCUGCUGGCUGGACUAUACUCGGCUGCGACAGCAAUGCACUCUCCCAGGAUAUCCGUCUCGUGUGUGAGACCGAUGAUCCUGACUCUGGGUGCAACCAUCUACUGCAAAACUCAGCUGUCGGGAAAAUUGUACGCUUGCCGGAGAACUGCGGUGGGAGUGCCUUUGCCAGGGUCUCUCGGUCCUGGGUGCACGAAGACCAGACAAUCCCUUCUAGUAUCGCGGCGCGAAUCGUUCGACGGGCUAAUGCUCAGCCUGAAGUCCGUGGCCUGGCACUUGAUACAGACUUCUCGAAGGUUGAUCCAUCACAAGCUGGCAACGUAUCCAUAGCUAUCCAAGGCGCGACUAUUCCCGGUGCCAAUGGAAACCUGACAAUAACAGCUCCCAACGCAUCAAGACGUCGCAGUCGUCUGUCUCGCCGGGGCUUAUUUGACUUUGUGGAAGAUGCAUUCGACAAAUUCAACUCUUUUGACGAGUCCAUCACAAAAUCUCUGCCUCCCAUCGAUGUCAACAAGAAAUUUCCGCUACUUGAUCAGAAGGUCUCGUGCGGCGCCUUCGACGCAUCUGUGAAGGCCGACAUCAACACGGCGGCGCACGCUUUGGUCACUGUUGGUAUCGCUACAACUGGGACUAUCAUCCCGCCUAAGUUAGACGAGUUCGGCCUUUACGCAUCCCUUAAUGCUGACUUAGACGGCACUUUGACACUCUCUGGAUCUGCUUCGGGUGCAAUUGAUUCGGGUGCUCAGACUCUGUUCCAGGUCGGUAUUCCUGGGCUUGAUUUCCCUGGAAUAUUGAGCAUCGGCCCUACGUUCAAGAUUAUUGGACAAGCCAAAGCUGACCUCGAUAUCAAUAUCGACAUGACGGUCGAUCUGUCUUAUAAGGUGGAUGGGGCGAAGUUAUUCUUCCCUGCGUCGAAGGGACACCCCUCCGGAGGUGGUUUCAAGCCUAGAGAAACACCGCUCAAACUCUCACUUAGCCCAUCGUUUGCCUCCAAGGGUACACUUGAAGCCCAUGUGAUCCCAACGCUUGACUUUGGCAUUAGCGCGCUUGGUGGCAUUGCUGAAGCUACUGUGUCCCUUGACUUGGAUGCCAGCGCUCAGAUGACGUUGUCUUUAGAUGCCAAAGCUACGGGGAGUGCUACUGUAGCGCGUGAAAUUGGCUCUAGUUCUAUCGAGCCUCCCACGAAGCGUGCCAAAGUGUCAACCGCUGGGUCCGCCAGUGUGAAUGGGUGUAUAGACAUCGGCGCCGCCCUUAAUGUGAAUGCAGGAGCCGAUGGCUCGUUCUUCGGGCUGUUCAACAAGUCAACGAAAGUCAACCUCUUCAGCAAGAGCUUUGAUUUGUUCAAGAAAUGUUUGGGAGCUUCUACUGAUUCCGCUAGCAAGAGAAGAGGGAUUGCGUCAUCCAGUGCAUUUGCCAGACGAAGUACCGGCCUGAGGGGGCGAGCUCUUUCUUGCCCUGCUGACAAUUCUGGAGCGAACUUGAUCAGCGUGGUGGAUACGAUCUUGACUGGAUUGGGCGCAUAG
Molecule: messenger RNA, 1704 nt
Organism: Pleurotus ostreatus (oyster mushroom)
Lineage: Eukaryota; Fungi; Basidiomycota; Agaricomycetes; Agaricales; Pleurotaceae
Exons: 11
Coding region: 1-1704 (567 amino acids)
Source: RefSeq, a predicted model, not a curated record